Messenger RNA from Closterium sp. NIES-67, 1304 nucleotides. Lineage: Eukaryota; Viridiplantae; Streptophyta; Zygnematophyceae; Desmidiales; Closteriaceae. The record is from the annotation of a GenBank genome assembly.
UUGUAGGGAGCGGUAGCACCAGCGCGCCCAGGAGGCUGUGCGAGAGCCGGGGAGAAUGGCGGCCAUUCUCUCGGCCUCUCGCGUCUCGAUAUUGACGGCCUCCCGUGCCUCCAUAAUGACGCGACUCGGAACGACGGCUCGUGCGUCGUGCAGUCGCCGAUUGCUCUCCGUGUCUUCCGCUCGUCCGGCCUCUUCGGCCUGUCCACUUCCCUCCUCGCGCGUUCCCGCCAGCCGUCCCUCGAUAGUAGCACUCAGGCAGAUUUUGUGCUUCGCGCCGCCCGUAGCGCAUCCAUCAGCACGUGCUUGCGGCGAGAUUCUCGGAUCCUCCUAUUGGGGAGCUCGAUUUUGCAUCAACGCGCAUUCACCGCCGCUUUUCCCACCGGAUAUUACGGCUGCCAAUAGUCGGCGCAGCAUUUCCACCAUUCAUCUGCCAGGCUCGGCCCAACCCAAGCCUGAGCCUCGGCAGCAGCCGCCGAACCUGCUUCCGAACCUGACCGUAGCUUCGGUAACGCGGGGAACUUCGAGGAGGUGUUCGAGACCCAGGUCAAGCCCGCGCUGCUAGCGGCUGACUUCGUUUGUCUGGAUCUGGAAAUGAGCGGUCUAGAUUCGGGUCGUUCAGGCGGCCGUUGGAUGCGGACACUGUAGCAACGCGGUUUCUCCACGGGCGGCACAGCGUGAUGCAGUAUGCUGUGAUGCAGCUGGGGGUGUGCACGUUCAGAUGGGACGAGGAGCGGAAGGAGUUCAUUGUUCACCCGUUCAACUUCAAGGUCUUCCCCCGGUCGGAGAUCCCGGGCUUUAAGGGCGUGCCAGUGCACUCCUUCCAGUGCCAGCCGUCCUCUCUGGAGUUCCUUGCAGCUCACCACCUCGACUUCAACAGCUGGGUGCAGCACGGGAUCUCGUACCUGUCCCACGAGCAAGAGGAAGCCGCAUGGAAGUUUCUGGACCUCCCUCCCCCAUCAGCCACAGCAACCAAUAAGGGCUCAGCUCCCAGCCAACAAGGCAGCGCUGACGUGGCACAGCCCACCAAUCACACGCAAGCCAGCACAAGCAGCAGCAGCAGCAGCAGCCGAUACAGCUGGCGUGACAGCGGCGACCGAACCGACCCGUCCUCCGCUCCCUUCCCGCGCGUGCAAUUUGCCAUGAAGAGCCUAUCGCGCGUCGACAUGUGGCUGGCGCGGCUGAGAGCAGCAGCGCAGGUUCAGUCUCAGGCGAGGGAGCUUGCCGGUGGUGGUGUGGGGGAUGGUGAAGGGAUGGUGCAGGCGAUGGUGCAGGCCAUGGUGUAGGGGUGGGUGCAGGGGUGAGUG